GCGGAAGUUCUGACAGGCGAACGCAGAGCGAGCGGAGUGAAGUUACAGGCACUUGUAUGAGUUUGUGUUGAUGUAUUGAAAACGGCGGCGUAAACAUCAAAGAGAGAUAUAGAGAUGCGACGGAAGCAGAAGAGAUUAUUGCAGAUCGCGUUUCUGCUCAUCGUGGCCUUUCUGUUCUUGCCGAACGUCGGCUUGUGGUCCGCGUCUCUGGAGCGGUUGUUGGACAGCAGUUCUGCGGACGGACCCGGACUCUCUCACACACAGAGACCGAAGGGACACCGAGUGCAGAACGACGGUGUUCGGAAACGGGACUGGCAUGACUACGCCGCUAUUAAGAGUGAGGCGGCGCGCUCAGGUGUGGGCGAGCAGGGCCGGCCGUACCCCCUCAGCGACUCGGACCGUGUGGAUCAGGCCUAUAGAGAGAACGGCUUCAACAUCUUCGUCAGUAACCGGAUCUCCCUCAACAGAUCCCUGCCCGACAUCAGACACCCGAACUGUAAGACGAAGCUGUAUGCUGAAGAUCUCCCCAACACCAGCAUCAUCAUCCCCUUCCACAACGAGGGCUGGUCGUCUCUGCUGCGCACGGUCCACAGUGUCCUGAAGCGCUCGCCGCCGCAGCUGCUGGCCGAGAUCGUGCUCGUCGACGACUUCAGCGACAAGGAGCACCUGAAGGCCCCGCUGGAGGAGUACAUGGUGCGCCUGCCGAAGGUGCGGAUCCUGCGGACCAAGAAGCGCGAGGGUCUGAUCCGGACGAGGCUCCUGGGAGCCGAGGCCGCCAUCGGGGACGUCAUCACCUUCCUGGACUCCCACUGCGAGGCCAACGUCAACUGGCUACCUCCCUUACUGGAUCGCAUCGCUCAGAACCGGAAGACCAUCGUGUGUCCUAUGAUCGAUGUGAUCGACCACGAUAACUUCGGUUACGAGACGCAGGCGGGCGACGCCAUGCGAGGGGCUUUCGACUGGGAGAUGUACUACAAGCGCAUCCCUAUUCCCCCCCAGCUGGAGAAGUCUGACCCCAGCGACCCUUUCGAGUCUCCGGUGAUGGCGGGCGGGCUCUUCGCUGUGGACAGGAAGUGGUUCUGGGAGCUGGGAGGAUAUGACACGGGUCUGGAGAUCUGGGGAGGAGAGCAGUACGAGAUCUCGUUCAAGGUGUGGAUGUGUGGUGGGCGUAUGGAGGACAUCCCCUGCUCUCGAGUGGGUCACAUAUACCGGAAGUACGUGCCUUAUAAAGUUCCCGGAGGAGUGAGUCUCGCCAGGAACCUGAAGCGUGUGGCGGAGGUGUGGAUGGACGAGUACGCUGAGUUCAUGUACCAGCGCCGGCCGGAGUAUCGGCAUCUCUCGGCGGGAGACGUGUCGGCGCAGAAGGAGCUGAGGAACCGGCUCAACUGCAGGAGCUUCCGCUGGUUCAUGACGGAGGUGGCGUGGGAUCUUCCCAAACACUACCCGCCGGUGGAGCCGCCCGCCGCCGCCUGGGGAGAGCUGCGUAACGUGGGCUCCGGCCUCUGCAUGGAGAGCAAGCACUUUUCCUCGGGAUCCCCGAUCCGCCUGGAGCAGUGCCUGAGGGAGCGCGGCGAGCCGAGCUGGAGUCACGGCCAGGUGUUCACGUUCGGGUGGAGGGAGGAUAUUCGCGUUGGAGACCCGCUACACACGAAGAAGGUGUGCUUCGACGCCGUGUCCCACAACAGCCCCGUCACUCUCUACGACUGCCAUGGGAUGAAGGGCAACCAGCUGUGGGCCUACAGGAAGGAUAAGAGCAUCUACCACCCCAUCAGUAACAGCUGUGUGGACUGUAGCGCUGCACAGAAGCGCAUCUUCAUGAACUCCUGCGACCCCUCGUCUCUCAGUCAGCAGUGGCUCUUCGGGAACACCAACGCCAGCGUGCUGGACUCCUUCAACCGCGGCCAGUGACGGCGGAGCUGGAGCUCGUGGACACACCUCUCGUGCCUUCACUGA
Molecule: messenger RNA, 1953 nt
Organism: Rhinichthys klamathensis goyatoka
Lineage: Eukaryota; Metazoa; Chordata; Actinopteri; Cypriniformes; Leuciscidae
Gene: galnt10
Product: UDP-N-acetyl-alpha-D-galactosamine:polypeptide N-acetylgalactosaminyltransferase 10 (GalNAc-T10)
Exons: 12
Coding region: 115-1908 (597 amino acids)
Cellular component (GO): Golgi apparatus
Source: RefSeq, a predicted model, not a curated record